GUGGCUCAGUGGUGCGCGGAUUGAGGAGGGGUGAGGGAGGGACUUCAAAUAAACGUUGAAUGAGAGUUGUGUGGGAACUAGUAAAAUACCUAGCACUUAUCUUACGAGCAGACGUGUUUUCCAGACGUACUCACUUAUGAAAUAUUAAAUAAAUGCCGGCCCUAUCACGUCCGGCAUACAGUUCAGUGAGAUUAAUGAACAAGAUGAUCACGUAUCUCUUAUUAAUUGCUAUAAGUGCUGCAUUCGUAAACAGUGAUGGUGCAAUCAAGUUUUAUCAAGAAAAGUUAUUUCAUGAACCCCAAGAUCUCACAGAUCAGCAAAUCAAAGACAUAGCAAAGUUAUCAGACAUGGAUCACUUUAGAUCUAUUCUAAAUGAAAUUCUUAUACCAAGAGUGGUGGGAACUGCGAAUCACGAGAAAGUGGGCAACUUCAUAGUGAAGCAGAUGAGAGACCUGGGAUGGGAUGUCACGGAAAAUAUAUUUCCAGAUCAGACUCCUGUGUUUGGAACACUCAACUUCAGAAAUAUCAUAGCAAAAUUGAAUCCGUCAGCGGAUAGAUACCUAGUUCUUGCAUGCCACUAUGAUAGUAAAUAUACAAGGGAACAUGUUUUUGUAGGUGCAACUGACUCAGCAGUGCCCUGCGCAAUGAUGAUAAACUUAGCCAAGGUGAUGGCUACACAGCUGAACAAAGUGAAAGAAUCCAAACUCAGUGUGAUGUUCAUAUUCUUCGAUGGAGAGGAGGCCUUCCGGCAGUGGGGGCCCACUGACUCAAUAUAUGGGGCGAGGCAUUUGGCGCAAAAAUGGGAGCGUACACCAUAUAGAGAUGGCGCCAACAAUCUGCAGAGGAUGAUACAGGAGCAUAAGUCCUUGGACCGUAACUAA
Chilo suppressalis (striped riceborer) is the source of this 881-nucleotide messenger RNA. Lineage: Eukaryota; Metazoa; Arthropoda; Insecta; Lepidoptera; Crambidae. The record is from the annotation of a GenBank genome assembly.